AUGUCCACCUACUUGGGCGCUGUGCCCAUCUCUCCCACAGCGUCCGUCGUUGCCGCCAUAGGAACUGGUUUGGUUGGACAUGUGGUCUACAAUCGACAUGAGCCAACUAUUCGGAGUUUCAUCCGUGACUUCCUGGCCACGGUAGCUAUUUUUACCGGUCUUGCUUUCCUGGGUUCUCAAAACUCCAGGUCAACCAUGUUUGCCGUGAUUACUUUUCCAUUGAUUGAGCUUGCCGCAUUGGGGCUCAGUAUUGCGCUAUAUCGCCUCUUCUUCCAUCCGCUGAGGCGAUUCCCGGGGCCAUGGUCUGCGAAACUCACGAAGUGGACUGGUGCUUAUUGGGCCUCGACUGGCAAGCUUCACGAGAUUAUUCCAGCACUUCAUGAGAAGUACGGUGAUGUUGUCCGGAUCGGGCCCAAUGAGCUUUCCUUUGCAGAUGCAAAGGCCAUCAAAUUCUUACACGGGCCUCAAGGCUCCAAGCUUCCGAGGGGACCAUAUCAUGACGGAUCCGUCUAUGGCUCUCGGGGGACUGCCAUGCCCAAUACUCGCGAUUGGCACGACCACAAAGUUCGCCGGCGCAUGUGGGACCAUGGAUUCACUCAAAAUCAGCUCAGGUCUUAUGAACCCCGUGUGAUAGCGCUGCUGGAUGUUCUCUGCGCACGAUUGAGAGAGCUCGAUGGACAAGUCGUAGACCUUGGAUGCUGGCUCGACUAUGUCACAUUCGACGUGAUGGGUGACUUGGCUUUCAGCAAAUCGUUCGGACUCCUUAAUGAUGAUGGCCCCCGCUACUAUUCCAAGGCUGUUAGAAGUGGCCUCCGACUUCGAAAUAUCAUCUCAAAUGUCCCGUGGAUGUCUCCUGUCGCCUAUCUCCUUCCCAUGAACAAGGAAUUCAAGGAGAAUGCUGGAAGAUUCAGGGCACUGUCCAAGCAGUCAUAUAAGGAGAGACUGGCGAAGGGCACAGAACCAAAUGACAUCUUCACGCAUAUAUUGGCUGGUGACAAGGACGGGGUAAAAACGAGAGAAGCAGAUGUCGAGGCAGAUGCUCCGAUUUUGAUCAUCGCUGGAAGCGACACGAGCUCGAUUACUUCUACAUUCAUCUUUUAUUUCAUUACCAAGGACAAACUGGUCUAUUCGAGACUCCGGGACGAAAUCGAUAACGCCCUGAAAGGAAAAUCUAUCUCCUCGGAUUUGCUAGCACCCGACAAGUGCCCCUAUCUGAAUGGGGUUAUCUACGAGGCGCUCCGCAUCUGGCCUCCAGGCCCCAACAACCCACAACGUCGUACUCUAGACCAUGUGGGCACGCACGUCUUGACGGUCCAACGAAGUCCGGAGAAUUUCACCAACCCACUCGAAUUCGUUCCAGAGCGAUGGGACGACACCCAGCGCGAUCCGAACUGGAAGCACAACCCACAGGCGUGGAUCCCCUUCCAAACGGGAGCCUAUGCCUGUGCUGGGAAGCAACUUGCGUUGGGUGAGCUACGGCUCCUCGUUGCCGCGCUUGUCCACAACUUUGAUAUCAUCAUGCCCGACGACUUUGACGUCGAGGCAUUCGACAGCAGCAUCAAGAGUUUCCAGUCAUUGGUUAUGGGCCCGCUUCCGUUGCUUAUUAAAUCGCGGGCUGCUGUUGGGGAGAAGUGA
Molecule: messenger RNA, 1635 nt
Organism: Fonsecaea erecta
Lineage: Eukaryota; Fungi; Ascomycota; Eurotiomycetes; Chaetothyriales; Herpotrichiellaceae
Exons: 11
Coding region: 1-1635 (544 amino acids)
Molecular function (GO): monooxygenase activity; oxidoreductase activity, acting on paired donors, with incorporation or reduction of molecular oxygen; heme binding
Source: RefSeq, a predicted model, not a curated record